AUGAGGAAAUUGUUUGGUAUAAAGCGACAUAGCAAUUUGGACGGGGAAGAAGAAAAUGAGAGCCCGUCCACGGUGAGGCAUCAGCCUAUGGCUACACCUACAGGACCAAACCGGAUACUGUUUGAGACGACACAUCAAUCAGAUUCCAGCAGUAGAGGAUCUGUAUCUAAGCGCAAACAAUCUAUUCCUACCAGCCACCUAUCGUCUGCAUCGUCGGAUCAUAUUGUCAUUGCUCAGGAUAAUAGAAUUGAGAUUCCAGCUCACACCGUCAGACGAAGGGCAACUCUACCAAGCCUCAUACUCACCGAGGACGAUGAUACCAAGGGUUCAAUCUACUCGAACCUUUCUCCCACGAGUACACGACCAGUGAGUGUGGUCAUUGAGAGCCAUGAAGACCGUGAACACCAGGAGGAUCACGAGGACACCAAAUCGCAGCCAAGCUUCAGAGCACAUCGACGAUCGAGAAGUGCAGAUGCACUAAGAGACCUUGUGCGACAUCAUCGGAUGUCCCCAAUCCAAUGGCGGCGACGCAGUGACGAGAUCAAAUUUUGGAGAACGAGUGUACUUGAAAUGGAUGAGGGCGACGAGCUUGGGGGAGUACAACCUACUGAUAACGGCCAACUCAAACCAAGGAUGGACUCAUUGCCAGAAUGUGAGAAAACAAAAAGCGCCAAUGAUGACAGCCUUCCGUUACAAGAUGUCUCUACGUCAGCGCCAUUCCAAAUCGAGAGUUUGAUCGCCAGCAUGGCGGAUCCCGAUGCAACGGUUGAACAACGACUAACAACAAUCGAAGUUAAACUCAUGGAUCUGGAAUUUGCAAUCUCAAAAAUCCAAGGUACUGACAACAACGUCUUCUCCAAGCCUCCAGUGAGCUCCCCGGAACCCACGAAGGAGUCUUUGUCUCCAAUUCCGGCCCCAAGAUCCCCCAACGAUGCAUCAUCAAUCGUCAGCGAAGCCACAACCCAAAGCUCCGCAUCGUUUGGUGGCGGCGAAGAUCGCCCCAUCAGCACCGCAACUCUACGACCCAACAUGGUCUACUCCCAACAGCCACCACCCUGGCAAAACAAUUCCUGGUCCUCCAUGAACCUCCACGGAAUCUCCAUCGAGCAGUACAGUGCCCUCGUAACGCUCGUCCGUCGCGAACAAACCGCUCGAAAAGCGCUAGAGAAUCAAGUAACGCAACUCCAAGAAGAGAUGCAACAGUUCCGCCGCGCGUCGGGUCUACCGGCUUCGCCGCCGGGGACGUUAUACCCUAUUCCCAGCCCGGAUUCAGAUGAUGGCAAGUUUCGACGACGGACUGGCUCUUCGCGGAAGGAUUCGACUACCAGUGGUGAUACGAGGAUUUCCGAUUCAAAAAGGCGAGACAGUAUGAAGUAUCGACUGACUAGAGAAAGGCAUGACUCAAACAUGAUUUGA
Talaromyces amestolkiae is the source of this 1416-nucleotide messenger RNA. RefSeq lists its product as uncharacterized. The transcript has a single exon. Lineage: Eukaryota; Fungi; Ascomycota; Eurotiomycetes; Eurotiales; Trichocomaceae. The record is from RefSeq and is a predicted model, not a curated record. The coding region runs from base 1 to 1416 and encodes 471 amino acids.